UAGCAACCCCAUCCCGACACAUUAAUGUCAGGUCAUUCAAUGUGCGGCCAAUGUAAACAAAAGAUAUGGCCGAGUCGCUGGCAAAAUCAGGCAUAUAUUUUAAUGAAAUUGAUAAAAUAUGUAUUUUGGAUCCAGAAGUGUCCAAACAGACUCACGAUUUGAAAGACGAGUGCCAGGUGUAUACAGAAAAGACGGAGGAGUUUCAAAAAUUGGCAGGAAAAUUCAUUACGCUGCUAGAACAACUAUCUGAAAGCGUUGAAAAGCAGAAAAUUCGAGCUAUAGGCGCGAGAAAUAUUUUGCACCAUAUGGAAAAGACUAAGGAAAAUAGCCAUCAUCAGCUGCAGGCGUUGAUAGCAGAAAAAUCCAUUGAACUGGAGAGAUUGAAAAUUCAACUAAAUUCCUUACAUCGGACAGAAAUGGAACAAAAUGAAAUAAUAAAUAAGUUGACACAUUGCUGAAAA
This is a messenger RNA of Acanthoscelides obtectus, 461 nucleotides long. The record is from the annotation of a GenBank genome assembly. NCBI's taxonomy places the organism in Eukaryota, Metazoa, Arthropoda, Insecta, Coleoptera, Chrysomelidae.